GUAAAAAUAUGUACGCAUUCAAGUGUGCAAUGCGAAACAAAUAAACUAGGCUUUAAAGUCGUGUAAACGGAGUAUUGCAUUCAAGACGCUGUCGUGAUAUUUGUGCUUUUUACAUUAGUUAAAAUAGUGAAGGAUUAAAUAUUUCAAGAUGUUUAUAACUUUUGAGUAGUGAAACAAACUUUCUUGAAAAUUAUGCUGUUUAUAUGAAUGGAUUAUGAUAAUAGCGUGACGUCACAGUCUAAUUACAAGGGGGCAAUAUAAAAACUAUUGUCGAAGUUUCUUCAUGUAACGCGAUAUUGUUUUUUUUUUUUGUGCGACAAAUUAAUGGAAUGGAAGGUGGCCAAGUCAAGGUAUUAAAAAUAUUUAGAUCUAGAUCUAAAUCCGAGUUUUAAAUUGUUAAUUAAAAAAUAAUUUUUGAAAUAGAUUUCGCGGAAGCAUUUUCUUUGGACGUGUAUUUAUUGAACAAGUGACCUAGAUGCGAGUGUCGAUUAUCAGAUUGUUGGUAUUAUAUUCACAUGCAUGCGUUGGCCUGUGACUACGGUGAUGCUUUCGAUUGUGAAGGAUUUAAAAUGUCUUUUUUUCAGUUUGAGGGGGCUCCUUGCCUUCAACAUUGUAACUACAUCUUUUAUAAAGCUUUCAAAUACAAAUUAAACGAACUUUAUAGAAUAUUGGCUAUUGGCGAUUUUUUCUUCUUGAAAAUAUUACAAGAAAUUGUUUGCAUCGGUGAAAUAGAGCUGUUGUGGGAAGACAAGGCAUCGAAUCAACUUUUAGCGAGUCUUAAAUUAUAUUUUCGACCUGAACAUACACCCGAAGGGAGACAUGAUGAUACUGGAGAGGAUGAAGUGAUUGCCCUAGGUGAGAGGCUGGUGUUGAAGUUGGAGGACCUGGUCCCACUGAUCCAGAGUGAUGUCAAGUGGACCUAUGGCAGCUCAACUCAGUGCGCCCUCAAAGGAGGGGAGCUGGGCAGCAAGGUGGCCCAGAACAAUGGGGACAGGAGGAAGGAGGUGGACUAUGUCAAGGAUGGUUGUGAUAAGGGCAAGAGCAGCUGCCCUGGGAGGCUGGGCUGUGGCGAGGGCAGGAACGGUGUCCUGGUGCAGGAUGAGAACGGCAUGAGCAGAACCUGCACGGUGUCCAUAGUCAAGCUGGAAAACCAGGACUUUGAAUCUGAUAAAGCUGUAAGCGGAGCUGCCAAUGUGGCAAUUCUUAGCUACCCCAAAUAUUGCCGUUACAGAGCAAUGCGCAGACGACUAGAAGGCUGUGAAAAUGAAUGGCUGAACCUUGCCAUUGUUGUAGCCAUUGGUGGGUUUGCUGGUAAAACUCCAGGCUGUAAGGUGAUGUUUUGUAAGGAAACAUUUGAGCAGUCUGAAUUAGAAACACUGGAGAUACGCAUGGACCAUAUGUUGCCAGUUUUGAAAAGUCGCCCUAAGGCAAAGAAGAGCAAGCAGCUAUCAAGGAAAGAUUCUCAACAAGACUCUGACAGCAUGGAAGAAAUGUUUGCUAAUGUAACACCCUCAAUAUCCUCAUCAUCACGGCCGAGGCGAUCAACUGAAUCUUCUGAUAUCACCGAGGAGAAAGUGAGUACAGAGGAACAAGCUUUCCUUAUUGGGCUGCACAAGUUCAUGCACGAUGCUAAGAUGCCUAUUGGAAGAAUUCCUUCACUAGGUUUUAAACAAAUAGAUUUGUUCUACUUUUACAAGCAAGCUGAAAAACUAGGAGGGUAUGACUCUAUAACACACAGGAGAAUGUGGAAGCAUUUAUAUGACAAGCUCGGGGGUAAUUCAAGUAAUACCAGCGCUGCUACCUGUACUAGAAAACACUAUGAAAGGCUACUGCUGCCUUAUGAAAGACAUCUUCAUAAGAUGAAGGUCAUCAAAGCAAAGAAAAAGCACCGCUACUUGCAGGAGACUGAUGCGAGAGUAGAACAGGUGGACAAGGACACUGGUGAUACUAGUCAACAAGAGAGUGUAGAGGUUAAGGAGGUGAAGGAGGAAAUAUGCCAGGAGAAGGAGGUGAAGGGAGAUAAUCCUGAGCCUACCAUUAAGGAUGAAAUAAAAAGAGUAAAUGAAAAUGUAUCCAAUGCAAACACCAACGAAUCAAUAAUCCGUAAAGAAAAACUUGUGGCUGGUAUGACAGAACAUUCCAAGCAAGAGUCCCCUGUAGAAACUGAGGUACUGGAGAUUCCAGUCAUUCGACACUGCAUUGCUGGCAACAGUGCUUUCCCUGCACUGGAGCUGAAGAGCUUUGAUGGGGCCCUACCCUACUCUCAUAUGGAGCAACUUCACCAGCAGGCUCUCAAGUCUUCAACAAUGUCAGCUGGGGCUGCCAUACCAGGGGAUAACAACGGCAUACCUUAUGCAAAUAUGAUGUACAGGGGAGGCUUGUUGAUGCUCCCCCCACAGAUGAUGCAGCCACCUUGGGGUAUGGUGCCCACCCCCAACUCAACAGCUCCGGCAUUGUCGCCUCUUACCAAAAUGGACUCUGGAUUCUUUUCACCCACUGGGACCAAUGAUCCUUCUAUAGCAGCUCUCUCACCAUCUUCAAAGUCAAAUCAAAACCUUGGGCAUACAGGUGGCGCUUUACCCCAUGACUCACAUUAUAAAGCUGGAAAAAUGUUCAUGUCUCCCCAGACACAACAGCCAUCGUCUUCAGGCAGCUCUGGGCCAACCAUACCAAAAGCUGCGCAUGUAAGCUCGCCCUACAAACCUCCACCAUAUCUGCCCAAUGACCACAUUCAGCAAGUGCGAGGCCACAGCAAAAGUCUAUCUCACCAUUUCAGCACCAAUGAUAUACUUGUGAACUCUAGUCAAAACUUGGCGCCUAUUUUGCACCCAACGCCCCCGGGCCACAGACCACAGCCUCACCUUCCGCCAGCUCCACUGUCUAUUUACCUCCAUCCAACAUCAACAAAUCCAUUCUCUCCACUCCAGUCACCAAUCACCAGCCCGCCGCCUGCAGCCCACAACCAGCCUCGCAAGAGACCAUAUCCAUUUGAUAACGCUACAGCACCUGCCACAGCUGUUUUCCCCAGCCCUGACAUUGUCUUAGACCGCAUCAAAAGCUCCACAGGUCUUCCCCGCAGCAAUGCCGCCAUGGUUCACCCAUCCAGCAUUAGACAACGAUUCGAUGAUCCUCGGCAGAUACUGAGACAGGCACCUCAGUCGUUUUCUGCCAGCCAGAGCUCCCCAGCUGUAAGAAAACAGCCAGCUCAACAGACAAUGCAUAGCACUAAACAAGAUAGUACAAGGUUGAAGAACUCUUCUAGGAAAAAUGUUCAACAUUAUCCUCCCUCAUUUCCUCCUAUGCCACCAUUAGAACUUCAGCAGCCAUACAUGCACCAGGGCCAUACAAACAGUAAAGUGAUGGAUCAGUUGCGGUCCCCCAAUAACUCUAAUGGAUUAUUACCUAGCCAGCAACAAUCCUCAAGUAAAACUAUGCCAUCCCCACAUUUGUCCAGCUCUGUGGCCACCUCAAGUAAAGAUGGACGCCUCACCUCAGCAUUAUUUGGUACACAGUUUACAGCAUUACCCAGAUCGACCAAGUCUGAGCACCAAAGCCAAGCAGUUCACAUGCCAGAGUCGCCCUCUGCUCUCUCCAUGAAUUCCCAACUUCACCCAGCAUUCAUGAGUCUUUACAUGCAGCAAGGGGCGCAGGCUCCUGUACCAAGCAUCAACCAGCCCAUUCAGAUGUUGACCUAUGCCACGCCUGCCCAGUUGGCUGCGUAUGAUGAGAUGGUGCGUCAGAAUGGAUAUGGUGGUUUUCUAGCUGCUGGCCAAAUGCAGCAGAUAAAAGCACCAAAGAAAAACUGACUAUUACAAAGACAUUAGAAUUAAUAGUAAUGUUUAAUUGGAAAAGUUUAAAGAUUUUUCUACCUCUUUUUUUUUUGGUUGGUAAUUUUUUUUUCACUUGUAUAUUUGAGUUAUCUGCAUUUUACUUAUGGUUGUUACUGCAUAAUUUAUUUUCAAACAUGAAAUUUUUGAAAAUUUCUUAAGCAAACUAGGUCAUCCUUUAAACUAGUAGCCAUUUUAAAACCUAUUCCCAUAAAUUAUUU
Messenger RNA from Physella acuta, 4048 nucleotides. Its product is annotated as AT-rich interactive domain-containing protein 5B-like. Gene Ontology annotation, molecular function: transcription cis-regulatory region binding. Lineage: Eukaryota; Metazoa; Mollusca; Gastropoda; Physidae. Gene Ontology annotation, cellular component: nucleus. The record is from RefSeq and is a predicted model, not a curated record. Gene Ontology annotation, biological process: regulation of transcription by RNA polymerase II.